UCUCUCUCCCUCUCUCUCUCUCUCUCGCGCUUCGCCAUGGCCUCAUCACGAGAAGGUUUCGCCGGCGAUCGGUGGGCGGAGAUCGCGUCCGGAGGAGGCGCCCCACCCCACGCGCGAGUCGGCGUUGUGUACGGGCGACGAAGAGCCGGAGACGCGAACCCUCGAGACAUAGAGAUAAGCGGAUCCCGUGGAGAGAAUCGAGUGAGCUUUGCGCCGAGCAAGAGGACCAGUUGGAAUCGAUCCCUUUCCAUCAGAGGAAGGGAAAGCAUUCUACUUGCCGCUGGAGAGAAUUUUCAGCAUCAGCCUAAACCAAGAGGUGCAUCUAAGAAACCACCAAGGCAGGGACCACGUGGGAAGAAACCUGCGCCAGGGCCCCCGGAUUUUAGAAAGGAGAAGGCUUAUUUUCAAGAAGUCGACGCCUUUGAGCUCUUAGAAGAGAGUCCCUCUCCCAAAAACUUUGGCACAUGGGCGAUGGGUGCAAAGCAAGAUUAUGUAGUCCAUGACUUGCCUGCCAUUUUGGAGAGGUGGAAGCUCUCGAAGCUUGCUUAUAAAUGUGGGUCUUCCCAUCCGCUUUUUAAGAUCGCAGAGUCACCAAUAGUUCCCUCUCUAAAGAGUAGUACUUGCAAUGGUUCUACUAAUUUUGUUGACAAAACUCCAGAACGGGUCACAAAAUCAAGGAUUUACUCUAAUAUUACUUAUAAGAGGAGCAUUACUUCGAUAUCCACUGAUAAUAGCUUGAGUGGCCUUGCUAAUCAUAAAAGUAUUGUUGAUUCUUUUGAUACGCUGAAUAUAAAGAGUGAGGUUGCUGAGAGUGGUGGUAGUGAAGGUUUGGAGGUAUUGGGAAAAGCUGUUGAAGGUGACGAGUUAGAAGGAGCAAUCAAGAAGGAUCAUGUAGUUCCUUACUUGCCAUCAUUUGGUGAUGAAUGUUUGAGUGCAUUUGCGCAACUUCUAAUGGUUUGUCAGCAAUCUUCUGCAGUUAGCUUGGCUGAAGUCUUUUCAACAUAUUGUGAACCAAGUAGCAUUGUCAAGAUUGGUGAAGGUACAUAUGGAGAGGCCUUUAGAGCUGGUGAAACUGUAUGUAAAGUAGUUCCAAUUGAUGGGGAUUCACUAGUGAAUGGAGAAGUACAGAAGAAAUCUGAAGAAGUGCUUGAAGAAGUCUUGCUUUCGCUGACUCUGAAUAACUUAAGGAAUGAAAAUGGGAAAACUAACUGUAGGAACUCAUGCAAAGGCUUCAUAGAAACAAAAGACUUUCGAGUUUGCAAAGGUUCCUAUGAUGCCGGAUUGAUUGGUGCAUGGGAAGAUUGGGAUGCAAAGCAUGGUUCAGAAAAUGAUCAUCCCAAGGAAUUUUCAGAGGAACAGUGCUACAUUGUGUUUGUUCUAGCUGAUGGGGGUAGAGAUCUUGAAAGUUUCGUACUCUCAGACUACAAUGAGGCAAAAAGUUUAUUGGUUCAGGUUUCUGUUUCUUUAGCAGUGGCAGAAAGCGCAUGUGAAUUUGAGCAUCGAGAUUUGCAUUGGGGAAACAUUCUUUUGGCUCGUAAUGAGAUGGAUACAAUGAACUUCACUAUCGAAGGAAAGAGAAUGAGUGCUAGGACCUUUGGUUUGACCAUUGCAAUAAUUGAUUUCACCCUUUCUCGGAUCAACACUGGAGAAGCCAUACUGUUUCUUGACCUAUCUGCUGAUCCUGGCUUGUUUGAGGGGCCAAAAGGAGAUAAACAGUCGGAAACGUAUCGAAAAAUGAAAGAAAUAACUGAAGACUACUGGGAAGGAAGUUUUCGGAAGACGAACGUCCUUUGGUUAAUUUAUCUAGUUGAUAUCUUGUUGUUGAAGAAAUCCUUUAAACGAACAGCAAAGGACGAAAGGGAUCUUCGAUCAUUCAAAAAGCGCUUGAGCUCAUACGAGUCCGCUAAAGAUUGCCUGUCGGAUUCCUUCUUUAGUGAUCUACUAUUCACAUGAGGGGGAUGCGUCUUGCAAAUCCAAAGGAUGUAUAAUUCCCAGUCCUUUUGCCAUAACAGGGAGUAUAGCUUCAUAGGUACGCCUAAUUGAGAAGUACCAUGCAAAUUUCAUCGUGUGGUUUCGCGAAUAUUGUAUUUACAACACCUUAUCUACAUGCUAUAAGAUGGGCUUUUUCUUAACCAGUAUCUAGCAAAACCAGUGCUUACAUAUGUGGCCAUUGUGCAUAAAUUAUACCAAGAAACCUCAGUUUUGAUAUUGUAAGUUGCUCAUACAUUUAGGGAGUAUGAGUUUAGCAGCUCUGAGGAUCAAAUUUAACCCCCAGUUGUGACUCUUGAUGCUUCUGAGUUUCUU
Molecule: messenger RNA, 2304 nt
Organism: Ananas comosus (pineapple)
Lineage: Eukaryota; Viridiplantae; Streptophyta; Magnoliopsida; Poales; Bromeliaceae
Product: serine/threonine-protein kinase haspin homolog
Exons: 15
Coding region: 37-1953 (638 amino acids)
Biological process (GO): intracellular signal transduction; protein phosphorylation; mitotic cell cycle
Cellular component (GO): cytoplasm; nucleus
Molecular function (GO): histone H3T3 kinase activity; ATP binding
Source: RefSeq, a predicted model, not a curated record